AUGCCAAGAGACAGUAGUGUUCAGACAGAUUCAUCAUUGAAUCAAAGCACAUCUGGUGUGAACUUAAUCAAACUUUUCAUAAUUGUCAGUCUACCCAUUGUGGAAAUGAUCAUUACAAUCAUACUGAUGAACGUGUAUUCAGAUUUAUGUCAGAAACUCAAAGAGAAUAAGUAUAUAUCAUUUAUUUUAAUUGCUUGGUCUGCAGCCUCAUGUUUGCUGUUUGGAUUGAUGCGUGGCCUACGAGCAAGGUUUCCUAUUAAUUAUGUUUUUCUACUUCUCAAUACUCUACUCAUGUGUUAUGCAUUCAUACCACCAGUGUUGGUUAUUCGGUUGGAAUACAUUCUAACAUCCUUCCUUAUUGCUACAGUAUUCAUACUUAUCAUGAUAAUCAUUGGAUUGAACAUUCAAAUCAAAUUUUUUCGAGUUUGGUUAUUCGUCGUGAUUUGCAGUUGGUUUGGAGUCUUCUUUCUUAUAUGCAUUUGUCUUUAUUUUUUCGAAUUAUGCCAUAUACUCUGUCCUCUCCUGAUUGUUGGCUACCUCCCAUUCAUUGUACCAAUUCUCUUACGCAUUGGUCAACUGCUGAGACCAGACUACACUGAGCGCAUGUUCGAUUCUCACUACAUGUUGGCGUCACUCACAAUAUCAAUAAUAUUCUUCUUCACUUUCUACUUAACUGUUGUGCAAUUUUCUCAUUGUAAACUAUUCAAAUGUAAUGAAACUUCAGUUAACCAAACAUGUGCACACUAUUCAGAAAAUGUAUCCCUUUCUAAUAAACUUUCCUUACCCAAUCAUUCUGCAUAG
Molecule: messenger RNA, 801 nt
Organism: Heterobilharzia americana
Lineage: Eukaryota; Metazoa; Platyhelminthes; Trematoda; Strigeidida; Schistosomatidae
Source: the annotation of a GenBank genome assembly